This is a messenger RNA of Rotaria sp. Silwood2, 300 nucleotides long. The record is from the annotation of a GenBank genome assembly. Lineage: Eukaryota; Metazoa; Rotifera; Eurotatoria; Philodinida; Philodinidae.
AUGUUNGUAUCAUAUAUUGAUCGGAUUGAAUUAUUUUACAAAAAAGAAAAAUUUGAAGAUCUUGUUAACGAUGUCGACUGUUUGAAAAAACUUCAUUACAAUAUAUAUAGGGAUAAAAAAAUCCUAUUAAUCUAUCACAAAUCUCAAAAGGCUAUAAAUGAUUACAAAAUGAUACAAGAUUUAGAAAAAUUCGAACGUUUCGACGAAGAAGUCGAAGAUUAUAAAGAAAAUAUUAUAAAUAAUUCUAAGAAAAGAAAAAAAAAUCGAAGAAUGAAUAAAAACAACAAGUGGUUACGCUGA